This is a messenger RNA of Ostrea edulis (European flat oyster), 2423 nucleotides long. RefSeq lists its product as uncharacterized. NCBI's taxonomy places the organism in Eukaryota, Metazoa, Mollusca, Bivalvia, Ostreida, Ostreidae. The transcript is spliced from 11 exons. Gene Ontology annotation, biological process: biosynthetic process. Gene Ontology annotation, molecular function: L-2-aminoadipate:2-oxoglutarate transaminase activity; pyridoxal phosphate binding. Bases 1132 to 2316 code for a protein of 394 amino acids. The record is from RefSeq and is a predicted model, not a curated record.
AAUUAUAUGGUUCCAAAAGAGACAACAAAAUUAUAUUUUCGUUUAUAAAUUUCCUUUCAUAUGUGUCUUUGUGUAAUGAACUGUUUAUUAUGGAUUGCAAAUGUAAUACACGCAUUUGCACACAGAUGUAUAUUUUCGAUCAUUAUUCCCUUAUUUGUAUAUCCAAGUUUGUAUAUGAUCAUCGAGAAAUUUUGAAUUGUGCACGCAAUAUAUCCAACCAGAUAUUAGAUUCCCCAUUUCUAUAAACUGCAAAACCUCGACCAGACAAGCAUUCAAUACAGGAAAAAUUUUCGACUCUGACAUCUCCCCUGAUUGAAGACACACUGUUUGGCACGGGUGAAGUGUGUCGCAGUCUGUAUGAUGGAAUGAGAACGUGUUGUAAAGUUCUAACGAGAUACAAAUGGAGUUUAUCAUUUUGUUUCGUGGAUUUAUCAGAAUAAAGAGAAUCUAAUAUUUUCGGUAAGUGCACAUCUCCGAUACCUGUUGAAUAGACGCCCGUAUUUGAUACUUUUUUUUGGCGAUUAUACCUUGUGCAUUGCAUAUUAUGCAUAUGGCAUGCACCUUUAUUUUGCAAGAAUUGAUAUAAAUAAUAUAUUUUAUGCUCAUUGCCUAUUCCAUUCUAUCAGUAUGUAAUUGACAAAUGAUUUAUCCGCAUUUAUUUUAUUAGAAAAUGCAAAUACUUGCAUGCACUUACAAGUAUGCAAGAAAAGCUUUUUUUUUUUUUUUUUUUUUUGCAUUUUUGUCUAACUUAUCUAAACUUCCAGAAUGUUGCAUUAGUAUACAAUCAAUAUUUUGUAAUUUUGAGCAAAGCAUAAUGUUUUAAAAUGUUAUUUUAUUUGUUUCUCAUUCCCUAUAUAUUACUAUCGGAGAUGUGCACUGGUCGAGUCCACCUAGAAAAAUCACUCAGGUGUGACAAUCACAUUUGGGGUAUAUACGGGUAGAGUAAAUUAGGCUACCUGAAAGAAAUAUGGCGGAUAAGAUGAGAAAGGUGUACGUAUUUAUUAAUUCAUGUCAGCUUUAACCCCAGUCACGGAUGUACAUCGUCAGUUAGACAGUCGUAGACGUAUAGUCGGUGGAUAGUGUUGGUCUAAUCAUAGGACGGAUAAAAUUGUUUUUGAGUGGGAAGAAAAUAUGACGGAAGUCUUUGAUUUAUGCUACGGCGGAAAAAGCACCGAGGGAGUGGCUAGAUGCAAAGAAAUUAUGUUGCAGUCUACACAGGCACUUCUUACAGGUGAAGUGGACGAGCUUGAGCUGUUUGACUACGGAUGUCCAAAUGGGCAUCCGGAGGCCAGGCGCCAUUUGGCAGAAUUUUUGACAACUCAGUAUAAAGACAAUGUUGAAAGGGACAGCUUAUUUUUUACGGCUGGUGCAACUCAUGGAAUACACUUGGUAACAACUGUACUGAUGAGUGCAGACACGCCCAUUUUUGUCGAAGAUCCGUCGUUUUUCAAUGCCAUUGGGAUGUUUACAAAGGACUAUUGUUACCCUGUUAUCCCGGUUCCUAUAGACGAGUAUGGGAUAGAUGUGGAUGCCCUAGAGAAGCUGUUACAGGAAACACCUGCUCCUGCGCACGUAAAGAGUCCCUUCCGGCGGAUGUUGUACAUAAUGACUGUUUACCACAACCCCAGGGGAGUCUGUCUACCACCAGAGAAAUGUCGGCGUCUUGUUUCCUUGGCCAGACAGUACGACAUGUUGAUGUUCUGUGAUGACGUCUACAACCUGUUAACGUACACAGAUAAUGGAGUCCCCCCACCUAGACUUCUUUCUUAUGACAACAAGGAAGAUCCGGAUUAUAAAGGCAACACCCUCUCAAAUUCCACCUUUUCCAAAAUGUUCUCUCCUGGUGUACGUGUGGGAUGGAUAGAGACGGGUCCUAGGAUUAUGAAACUUUUGAUUGAUUGUUUUACAACAAUAAGUGGAUACUGUUACAACCACUACAUGUCGUGUGUGAUUGGAAAAGCAUUGGAGCUGGGCCUUAUAGAGUCUAAUCUGUCAAGACUGCGGAGGCUAUACGGGGAGAGAAUCAAAACAGCAUGUCGUCGAUUGCGGGAAAACCAACUUCCUGUGUCAUUUGUUGAACCAAAGGGCGGUUUCUUUGUAUGGCUACAAUUACCAGAAAACAUGAAUGGAAAAGAUCUCUGUGAAAAGGCCAACGCAGCUAAUGUUCUUGUGCAGGAUGGCUCACUGGCGUCACCAACAGGUGGAUGGAAAAACUUUAUUCGCCUUUCUAUUAGUGCAUGUCAGGUGGACAAGAUCGAAAAGGGAAUAGACAAAUUGUCGGAGAUAAUUCACUCAAAUGUAAUUCAAAAAGUGUAAUGCAAAUUUCAAAAGAACUGAAGAUAUAUUCAUGUAAUUUGAGAAAUGUAUGACUAGUGUAACCCUGAUUCAUUCAAUUGUAUUUAUAAAUAAAUUGCAGAUGAAAA